Molecule: messenger RNA, 1226 nt
Organism: Sitophilus oryzae (rice weevil)
Lineage: Eukaryota; Metazoa; Arthropoda; Insecta; Coleoptera; Curculionidae
Gene: Bmcp
Product: mitochondrial uncoupling protein Bmcp
Exons: 6
Coding region: 334-1062 (242 amino acids)
Biological process (GO): transmembrane transport
Source: RefSeq, a predicted model, not a curated record
AUUUUUAUGAGAAUUAAGGUAUUUAUUUACGGCGUAUACAAGAAAUUUGUAAGUUCUAUUUAAAAUCCCCUUGGUGUUUUUAUUUGUAUCAUGAUGUCCUCAGACCAACUAUAGAUUUGUAUCCCUAAAAAUAAAUUACAAAGGCAUUCUAUUUUUAAUUAGAAGUAAUUAAGUGCAAUAUUAUGCCAAGAACAAAAUAGAAGUACUAAAAACUAAUAAAUUUUGAUUAUAAACAGGUUUAUAGGUACGUUUCCUAUUGAUACUACCAAGACCAGAUUACAAAUUCAGGGUCAAAAACUAGAUUUGAAUCAUGCACAGCUGAAGUACAAUGGAAUGAUAGAUUGCUUUUUUAAAAUAGUUAAACAAGAAAGUUUCCUAGCAUUAUAUUCAGGUAUCUGGCCGGCAGUACUAAGGCAAGCCACUUAUGGAACUAUCAAAUUUGGAACGUACUACUCGCUGAAGAGGAUAAUUUUGGAACAUAACAAGGGCAAGGAACACGUCAGCGUUAAUAUACUUUGUGCUGUGAUAGCGGGCGCAUUCUCUAGCGCCAUAGCAAAUCCUACCGAUGUGUUGAAGGUGCGGAUGCAAGUGCAGGGAACCACCGGGAACGUAGGCCUAGUUGACUGCUUUAAGGAGGUGUAUACCCAUGAAGGAAUCUCAGGAUUAUGGAGAGGUGUUAGUCCGACAGCUCAGAGAGCAGCAGUGAUAGCAGCUGUAGAAUUGCCAGUAUAUGACUUUUGCAAGAACUAUUUAUUGCAUUUGUUAGGUGAUAGUGCUUCAAAUCACUUUGUGUCUAGUCUUUUUGCCAGUUUAGGGAGUGCUGUUGCUUCGACUCCUAUUGAUGUUGUACGAACACGUUUAAUGAAUCAAAGGAAACUUAAAAACGCAGGUGUUGCAAUACCUCAUCACAUUUACAAAGGCACUUUAGAUUGUUUUAUUCGAACCUUUCAAAAUGAAGGAUUCUGGGCAUUUUAUAAAGGAUUUGUUCCAACUCUGUUUCGGAUGGGACCUUGGAACAUUAUAUUCUUUGUGACUUAUGAACAGCUCCAUCUCUUUUAUUGAACGACUUAACUUUUUAUUUUAAAAAAGGAUUGGAAAUCAUUACUUAAAUCUUUGAAAGAGAAUUGUUUACACUUUUUUUAUUUAUAUUUUAUUUAUUAUCUAGCUAUAAUUCUGUAUAUAAAUAUGUGUACAUUAAUAGCUACAAAUAAAUAUAAUUAUGUGAG